AUGGCAGAGCGCGGAGCCUCGGUGAAAGUUCCGCGCAGUUGGAGCGCAGUUGGAGCGCAGUGUGAGCGCAGUGGAGCGGGUGUAUCGGAGUGUCCCGCGAGGAGAGGGCUGUCCCGGAUCAGACCUGCCCCUCUGUCCCGCUGGAGGAGGCCGUUCGUGGGAGCUGGACUCAGACCAGAGGGCGCUCACACAGGAGAUCCUCAGCAGCCUCUUCUCUGCAAAGGACAAAGGGUGGACGAGUGGUUCUUUGAUGUCAAGUGCUUUAAACGCCUUGAAGGUGGGAAAGCGCUGUAUAAAAAUAUGACCAUUUACCAUGUGACCAUUAUGACGUCCUGUGUGCAGAUGAGACAGAGUAAGCAGAGCGCCCCCUUCUGGAGAGUGUCCCUAUCCACGCUGUGCCGUCUCGUGACCAGUGUGGACGACGAGGGCUGGAGCCAGGAGCGAGCGGACCAGGAAGUGGAGCAGGAGGAGGCGGAGCUGAGCGAGCCAGGCCCCGCCCCCCUGAGUGAGGAGCUGUAUGGGCUCCGACUGCUGUGCCGAAUGCUCCAGAACAGAGAGCAGCGGUUACAGUCGGACUCGGUGGAGUUUGUGGAGGAGAGUCCUGAUGUUCCUCUGAAGAGAAAGUCUCCGUACAUCUUAAAGAGACAGACGCACAACUCCAAGUCCAGACGGCCGUACAUCCUGAAGAGGAGUCCUGUUUACUGACUGCUCCUGAACGCACCACAAUGCUCCUAACAGCAGAGCACUGCUCCUAAAGACACCGCGAUGAUAUUAAAGGCACAGCCACGCUUUUAAAGGCACCGCGAUGUACGUGAAUGCACCACUGUCUGUCUGUGUGGCCUGUGUGCAAUGUUCUGUGAGAAACACAUCUACUGCACAUACAAGGACUUACAACCACAGAUAUUAAGUGUUAUC
This is a messenger RNA of Boleophthalmus pectinirostris (great blue-spotted mudskipper), 915 nucleotides long. It is a transcript of the gene nts, whose product is annotated as neurotensin. Gene Ontology annotation, molecular function: neuropeptide hormone activity. The record is from RefSeq and is a predicted model, not a curated record. The coding region runs from base 1 to 705 and encodes 234 amino acids. NCBI's taxonomy places the organism in Eukaryota, Metazoa, Chordata, Actinopteri, Gobiiformes, Gobiidae. Gene Ontology annotation, cellular component: extracellular region. The transcript is spliced from 4 exons.